AUGGCGGAGCUGUCUCGCGUGCGCGGCGCGGACACGGACGACCAACUCCUCGAGCUCCAGCGCGCGUUCCUCGCGAGCGAAGAACAGCGCGCGAGCGUGCGCGUGACGAGGCAAGGCGGCGCGCCCCCGCUCGAGCCGGGCGCGCAGGAGGCGAAGGCGGAGGAGGGCGACGCCGCGGACGCGGAGAAGGCGUCCUCUUCGGACGCCGCCGCGGAACUCCGCGGCGGCGAUAUCGGCGGCGAUGCCGGCGGCGAUGCCGGCGGCGGCGCGGCGUCGGACGGCCCGGGGUACACGCUGAGCAACGUCGUCGGCGAGAUCGUCGAGCGACCGCGGAGGUCGACGCCGGCGAAACCUCCGUCGUUUCCGACGCCGACGCCCGGCGCGGACGCCGCGCUCGGACGCCCCGCGGCGAUGCACCGCUCGAAGGGGCCGUUCGCGGGGAGGAAGAGCGCGUUCGCGAUGAGACGCGAGGCGCAGCGCGCGGCGGCGGCGAUAUCGGCGGCGGGCGGCGGAGGGGGAGGCGACGCCGCGUCGAAUGCCUCGCCGUCGCCAGCUGUGUCGUCGUUGUCGGCGGCGACGCGGCGCGCGCCGGACGCGGAGGGCGCGGGCGUGGAGGAAGAGACGCGACGGCGGCUGGAGUCGAUGUCCGUGAAAGAGAUCGAGGACGCGCGCGCGGAGCUGGAGUCGCGCCUGUCCCCGUCGGCGCUGGCGUUCCUGAAGAACCGACGCGCGGGGGCGGCGGGCGCGGCGAACGCGCCGCGGGCGCCGCCGGCGACGGCGCCGAAAUCGCAGGCGGCGCCGAAAUCGCCGCCCCCCGCGGACGACGCGCCGACGGAAGCGCCCGUCUUCUCCGGCGUGACCGCGGAGGCGCUGCGCUCGGUCACGAGCGCCGUGAACGCGCGCGCGCCGGACGCCAUCAUCACGGCAGCGUCCACGCGGUACGCGCUCGACGGCACCGCGCUGAGCGCGGAGGCCCACGCCGACGCGAGCGCGCUCGCGAACGCCGCCGGCAGCGCGGUGACGCGCGACCCGCUGCGCGCGGACGGCGCGGACGCGGGGUACACCCUCUCCGAGGCGUUAGAUCUCUCGCGUUCGAGCGUCCCCGCGCAGAGGGUCGCGGGGUUGACCCUGCUCGCGCGCGUGCUCGCGCGCGCGAAGCGGUGGGGCGCGACGACGACGCGCGGCGACGACGGCGAUUUCGGCGCGUCCGGGUCCGACGGGUUGGGGGGCUUCGGCGGCGGGCGCGUGUCGCCCACGCCGCUGCCGAAGGGCGUGAGCUGGAAGGACGCGUGGCUGCACGCGCUCGUGGAUCUGAGCGUCGUCACCGCGCUGCGGCGCGCGCUGGACGACGGGCACGCGGCGGCGGCGGCGGCGGCGGCGGGCGCGAUCGCGGCGCUCCUCGGCGGCGUCACCGGCGGCGGGAGCGACCUCGCCGCGACCGAACGGCCGUCUCGCGGCGCGUCGGACGACGCCGCGAACGACUGGUUCGACGCGCUGGCAUGCGCGCCGCCGCACACCGGACAUAUUGUAACGUACCGGACGCAGCCGUUAUGGCGCUCCGGCGGGUGGGGCGCGACGUUCACGCCGCUCGGGUGGAGCGCCGCCGUCGGCGCCAUCGCGUCGGACGCGAACGGGAACGUCGUGCCGGAUCCCGCGGACGAGGCCGACCCCGACGGCGCGCCGCCGUCGGAAGAGACGCGCAGAUCGCGCGCGAUGGCGCACGCCGCGGACACGACCGCUGCGCUGCUUCGCAUGGGGAUCCUCAACCGCGUGCGGUACCUCCUCGAAGUCGGCGCGCACCCGGCGGCGACGGCGCCGUGCCUCGCCGUCGUCGCCGCGUGCGCGCGGCACUCCGCCGCGGCGUGCGAGGCUGCGUUCAAGUGCCCGCGGUUGCUUCAAACGCUGACCGACAUCGCGUCCGCGCCGUUGCUGUCGAAGGGGGAUCAUCCCCCGGGGUCGCCCGCGGCGGCGAGUCGCGCGUUGCGCGUCCUCGCGUCGUCGUCCGUCGUCAACGCGCGGCGGCUCGGCGCGAACGGCGCGGCGUCGACGGCGGUGGCCGCCGCGGCGUCCGCGAUGUGCGUCCCCGGCGACGGCGCCGGCGAGGGUUCGACCGCCAAGGAAAAUGACCUGUCGCGCGGCGCGAAGAUCGCGAACUGGAUCGAGGCGAUUCGGCUGUGGGCGGCGACGACGGCGCGGGGCGGGCAGGUGCCGUCCGUCGACGGGCUGUAUCCGCUGUUGCAGUUUGGGAUGGAGAAACGGCGCGCGCGCGAGGACGGCGACCGCGGCGUCGCGCUGGCGACGGAGAUAUUCUCGCUCUUCGCCGCGUCAACGCCCGCGCUGGUGGCCGCGCGAGCCGCGAAGGACGCGGCGCACAAAGGCUGGGUCGCGCCCGAGAUUUCAAAGGACGGGACGUUCGCGGACGCGGGCGGCGGCGACGCGUCCGCGGCGCUGCACCCGUCCACGGUUCUCGAGACGACGUCGCUCCCCGGCGGGAUGUCGUGGUCGUGCGCGCUCGGCGCCGCGUCCGUCGCGGAGGGCUGGGUCAUCGUGACCGACGGCGAAGAGACGUUACAACCCGGGUCGUCGCCCGCGGCGUGGCGCGCCGCCGGCGCCGCCGCGCACUUCCUCGCCGCCGUGCUCGAGGCGUCGACGUCGCUCGGCGAGCGCAGCGCGGACGUCGGCGACGCCGCCGCCGCGGGGAUGCGCGUCCUCGGGCUGAGCGCCUCGUCGUCCUCCUCGGAUCCGGACGCGGUGGACCCUCGCGGCGUGUGCGGCGAGCGCGGCCUCCUGACGUUGUGCCUCGACGCGUUGGACGUCGUCGGCGCGUCACCGGACGACGACGCGGGCGACGCGGCGCUCGCGCGCGUCUCCGCCGUCGGCGUCGCGCUUCACGGCGCCGUGCGUCUGCUCCACGCGACGCCCGGGGCGUCGUCCGCGCCCGCCGCGAGAGCGCUGCUCACGCGGACGGUCCGCGCGCUCACGCUGGCGUCCGCGGCGAGCGCGAACAAGAGGCAGGUGGGCGACGGGGUGCUGCGCGGCGGGCGGAGCGCGUCCGUCGACGCCGCGGAGACGCCGUCUCGCCUCGCGUUGCUUCUCGCGCUCGAGUCGCAGGACGCCGCGCACGAGCGCGAGCUCAUCGCGCGAGAGAAGGAGAAGGAAAGUAAACUUCUUCACGGUAAAAAAGACGAGCGCUCGGAGGAUACUACCAACGACGACAACUACGACGACGACACGGAGGGCGCGGUCGCCGCCGCGGAGGCCACCGCGGCGCUCGUCGCGUCGUUGCCCCCCGGCGCCGGCGCCGUCGCCGCCGACGCCGUGCGCGCGGGGCUUCUCUCGCGCCGCGCGCUCGGUCCGCUCCUCGCCGCCGCCCGCCGCGGCAUCGACGCCGCGGUGAAGUACCUCGACGGCGAGACGGUGAGCGAAGACGCGCGGUUCACCGCGUCCGCGGCGAGGGAUAUCGUCUUGGACGCUGCGCACGCGGCGGACCCGGGGUCUUUGGUGCCGUCCGUCGCCGACGCGCGCGCGGCGACGUACGGAGGGUUCAACCUCGAGCUCACGUCCGAGAUUGAGCGCGCGGCGUCCUCGGCGUCCUCGGCGUCCUCGGGCUCGGGCGCGGACGCGGCGGUCGCGCGCGGGCCGAUGGACGGCGUCGGGUCGCUGACGCCGCUGCCGCCGCUGCCCGCGUGGCUGCUCGCGCCGUGCUCGCCGAAGAGCACGGUACGAGGCUGGGGCCCCGAGGGCGUCGCCGCGUGCCUCGCGUUGCUGUUGGGGUUGGAAGUCAGCGGCUCGUCGUUCGCGCGCGGGCUCCCCGCGGACGCCAAGCUCACCGCGAUGAGCGGCAUCUUUUGCAUGGGCGAGAAGAUAUGGCGCGACCCCGCGGUCGCGGCGGCGGCGGCGGCGCUCACGGACACGUACUGGGGCCGGUUAGACGACGAGAAAAUCACCGCGUGCGCGACGCCGAAGCUGGGGCGGCACUCGUACGACGGCGACCCGCGGAGUGAAAAGACGCGGCGGAGCGUCGACGGGAGGAAGAGCGUCGAUCGACGAAGCGUCGAUCGGCGGCCGUCGAUCGACGAACGACGAAGCGUGGACCUCGCGCGGGACGACGCCCUAAACGAGAACGACGACGACGACGACGACGACGAGAGAGCCGCGAGGGAGAUGGCGCUCUCGUCGCACUCGGAGACGAUGUGCGAAAAGUUUGCGACGGAGUCGUUCGGGGACCCGCUCUUCGCGCGGCACGUCGCGUUCACGCUGCGCGCGGACGCGCCGCCGCGCGCGCGAUGCGCCGCGUGGCUCGCGCUCAGAGAGGGCGUCGCGCUGCACCUCCUCCCGCCGCUCCCCGCGCUCGCGCCGCACCCGGAGGAGGGCGACCAGUUCUUGUUCCUCCCGCCCGGCGGCGAAUGCGACGAGGAAAUGCUCGAGCUCUACGUCCAAGCCCUGGAGAGCGGCGCGCUGGAUCGAGGGUUCACGCAGUCUCCGCCGCCGCUGCCGUGCGCGCUCGCGUCGCACGCCAUCACGCACGCGGUGUGCUCGUCGCAGGGCACGACGUCGUCGAUCCUGACGCUGCGACGGAUCUUGCGAAGGCCGAACACCGAACGCGUGUUGCGGAGCAUGAUGCACACGCCGCUGACGCAAAAGCGCCGGCCGUCCGUGGCGAUCGCGGCGGCGUUCGGGACGUCGGGGGUGCAUCACGGGAAAGGGGGGCUGUGGGGCGGGGAAACGCCGUUCGGGCCGGGCGCGGCGUACGGGAAGGAAGCCCCGAGCGCGGACGUGGAGGCGCGGCGGAGCGUGUUGCUGAGGGCGGCGAGCGAGGACGUCGAGUUGAAACGAGAGCUUCGAGCCGCGCUCGAAGCGGCGGUCGCGUACCCCGACGAGGAGGACGAGGAGGCGUAG
Messenger RNA from Micromonas pusilla CCMP1545, 4899 nucleotides. RefSeq lists its product as uncharacterized. The record is from RefSeq and is a predicted model, not a curated record. NCBI's taxonomy places the organism in Eukaryota, Viridiplantae, Chlorophyta, Mamiellophyceae, Mamiellales, Mamiellaceae. The coding region runs from base 1 to 4899 and encodes 1632 amino acids. The transcript has a single exon.